Messenger RNA from Magallana angulata, 4432 nucleotides. RefSeq lists its product as uncharacterized. The transcript has 19 exons. The coding region runs from base 103 to 3780 and encodes 1225 amino acids. The record is from RefSeq and is a predicted model, not a curated record. Lineage: Eukaryota; Metazoa; Mollusca; Bivalvia; Ostreida; Ostreidae.
GACGAUUGUAAACAAAUUGCAGAAGAGGAAGAGGUGGUCACCGUGAUGCCCGUGUUGAAAAGAUAGUAUCCAAAUAUGUAAAAGAUAAGGUAAUGAAUCAGGAUGGCUACAUUUGGAGAUUUUGAAAUCGUUGACAACGACAACGACGACCUCAUCGAGAGACCAAGAGAACAACCCAGGGAAGACAUUGAGAGACAAUCUGCAGACGAAGCAAAAUCAAAUGAAAGAGAUAAUUCAGAAAACUUCCAAUCAAUUGGAGAUUUUGAUUUAGCAGACUUUAUUCUUGAUGAUCUGUCAUUCGAUGUUUGUGAAACCAAACAGCAGUCUGACAGCGGCUCUGAGUUUAGUUUUAUAGAGAUACCUAAAAACCAAGCCAUAGGCACAGCGUUUUCUAAUGAUGAUUAUUCCAGACCAACAACACCUGCUUCGUCAGACUGGAGUCUGUUACAGUGUGGCUUGAUCUCGGACAGUGACACAGAAAGUUUAGAACUGACGAAAAGCACCUCUCCUUCCUCAUCAACAAGUGAAAAUGAAAACCAAAAUGAAAGCAGAUCUUCUUCACAACCGUGUGCAUCAAGCAAGAAGGGGGCUCGCAAAAAAAAGAGAAAAUCUAGAAAUAAAACUGAUCAUAAAUUAAUGUUGGAGCUUUUUGGUGGCCUAAGUGUGGGUGACGUGGAAGAGGACAGUUCGUUGUUGGAAAUACAAACACAAACAGCUAGGUCUGUUCCUACCACGUCAAAUGUCCCAUCCUUGACAGAAAUGUGCAUGAAGAAAAUUCACCUCUAUCGAAAAAGCCAUCUAAUCAAAAGCUUUAUCAAAUCUUCCCAUUUCCCUGUCGGAAUGAAUAAAACAAUUUUGUCUUCAAACUUACAAUAUUCAGUUACAAAAAGUAAUUUUUUAUGGUUAUGUCAAAAUUUAUCAACUGUGGAAAAAAUACUUACAGGAAACAUGAAUCAGUACCCAUUUUAUCAUGGGGAAAACAGAACUGGUAAUGACUUUUAUCGUAUGAGCAGCAUUUGGAAAGAAUUGGAAAAUGUGAAUUCAGUUUUGAUUAAUGCUUGCUUCGACAAAGAUGAUUUAGAAAAUUAUGGACAUCAUAUUAGAGCAGAUGUUCAGUUUUUCAUGGUUUUUGCAACUUUGGUGACUUUCUUGAUGGGAAGUGCCAGGAAGCAUAUUGGAAAAGAUGGAUACCAUAAUAGGAAGAAUAGAAAAUCCAAAAAGAUAUCAAUUAAUGAAGGCAAAAGUGUGGAGUCACUUCAUCAGUUCUUGAAAUCAAGAUAUCCUCAGGCAACCAAGUUAUACUUUAAGAGAAGUCUUCCAUAUGUCUACUGGGCAAGAGGGAAUUUCAAAGGGGCACUACAGGCUUUUGUAGACCUGUAUAAGGGGCCAUCUGCCACAGAAGAGAAGCUGUUUAUAAUUGGAGAAAUCGGGAGACUCUAUGCCAUGAUUUAUCAGUCAGAAAAAGCCAUCAAAAUGUACCAUCUUUUAGGGAAUUGCCUCUUACAGGCUCAUUCCUCGAAGAGUGAUAUCAUAGAAACACAGACUCGGUUACUUAUAACUGACGUACAGAACCAGGGAGUUCUGACAGAAAGCAAGGCAAGAAACCAACCAGUUGUUUGGAACACAGUAUUUAGAUUAUGUCCCUCCAACAGGCGCGAUGAGCUGUAUGUUGAGGCUUCUGAUAUUUUAUUGUGUUUACACUUAGGGAACUUGCAAGGGGACAGGACAGAUGGAAGCAGCUUGGGCUUUGUUAGAGAUGUUUUGCAGGAAUACAGCAAAAAUAACCCCAAAGUUUGGUAUCACCGGGCAUUUUUUAGUGCCAUAAUGGGUCAAUCUCAAGAAUCUGACCACUGUUAUGGAGAAUUUAUCAAAAGUUUUGGAGGACUAGACGGUGAUGAAGAAUACAGACAGAGGGUCCCUGGGCUGAAGAUGGUCGACCUCCUGACAGGCAGGAAGUUGUCCCACCACAACAUGGACGCCCUGCAGCUGGCUGUCCAAAACCCCUUUGAGCCGCUGUUGUCACUGGGCCCUGUCAGAGCUCUGAAGGUGGUUUGGAGAAGACAGUUUCAUCAUGCUCGCGGGAGCUGUAAUAAUGAUAAGGGCUGUAGUGGAUUUGAUCUCUGUAAUCCAGACCUGAAUCUAAGAAUGACAGACGAUGGCCACGUAACAGGAGACUGCUCCAUGGUGUUACCUCCAGUAACAAGCAUCCUACUGAACCCUUACACUGGUUUCCUGAACUUGGAUCGUGAUGGGAAAGAUCUAAAUCCUUGGAAAGCAUUUCCCACCGAAGACAGUCGAAGACCUUUUGAUGACUGGAAUUAUUUACCUAAUGUGAUGGAGAUCUAUCAUAAUGAUUGCAGAAAGAAACAGGAAGACGUCAAAGCUUAUCUCACUGGAAAUUGUUUUUUUAAGAUAUCUAAUAAGACAUAUUGGCCGGGUUAUUAUUGUGAACCCACGACUGACCAGGUUGUUUAUGCUCACUGGAAUGGUCCCAACGGUCAGAGAGCAAAGUUCAGCUUGGUUCAGAAAAUCAAAGACUUCUUGUAUCAGGAAACUGUUGAUAGUCUGAAUAGUAUGAAUUGUGGCCCUGAAGUGGAAAAAGUCAAUAGUCUUCUGACCAAGUGGUACAAACAGGGCCAUCCAGUGGCAAGCGGUGAUGUUGGCAGAGCUCUUAACAUCAUCAAAAGAGACAAAGAGGUGGAUAAAAAGAAAAAGAAACAUAAUGCUCAACCAAAGACAGCAGGAAGACUGUACAUGAAAUUCGUGGAUCCUCCUCAAACUGUGGGAAACAAUGCUUUGCUUACUAUUCAGAUUUAUCAGGAUAUCUAUUAUGUGAUAAUCCAGUGCAAAGACCGGGAUAGCUUUGUAAGUCCGAUAAUAAUGAGACCAAAACAAAAGACUGGAUUUAUGGUGACAUCCCCUAGAUCUGAUUACAUGUACUUCUGUGUGAGGACCACAGACAGCAAAUUGACAAUUUUUGACAGUAAAGGGAAAGAGAUGCAGGAAAUUUUCUUAGGUGUAAAUGUUCCAUUUCACACAAUGACACUUAUUGGAGACAACCUCAUUUUCUUCAAACAAAAAAGGUUGGGUCUUAUGGAGAUAAACAAUGGGUUUACAAGAUAUUCUGAUGACUUCCUAGAAUGCAGUUUGGUUGGAGCUCUAUUGGACAUAGUGAUUCUGAAGAAUGAGUUUGGAAUCAAGUUUGCAGAUGGACGACAGAGUCUCUGUCACCUAAAACCAAUGCAGAUUCGAUUAGAUGGAUCACUUCAACAAAGUUUUCUUCCAUUUAAGAUUAGUGAAAAUGGAGAGCAAUUAAAUGGGAAUUUUGAGCAUGUGGAAGUCUUAUCAGAAGACACGGGAGAGUUGAUAGGAGCCUUUUCUGUUGAUAACAUUCUGGUUCUUUUCACAAUUCAAAACCCACAAGACAGUUGUAUAAGAGAGGUCCUCCUGACAAAAGUCAUAGAACUGCCCGGUUUUCCAACCAAAGUGAAAUUCCUUCAUAAAUCAGUUGGCUUUCUGGUGAACUGGAGCCAGCAUUCCUUGAACCACAAAGUGCCCGGCUACAGAGAGCACCUGUUCCAGUACAGCUACAGUGGUCAGCUACGAGGGGUGCUUCCCUUCCUCUCGCGGUCCCACUCCUCUCUCUGUGUGGUGUACUUGGACGGGGAUGACGAAGUUACCCACACGUACCCCAGCUGUGGACACCAGGGCUGGUACCUGUACGUACAAGAUGGCAGACAGGGGGUGAUGUGUGUAAAGCUGUUCCAGGAAGAUGUUUAAGAAGCCUUCAGACGAACCAAAUUACCAACCAGACAGUGGAGGGUCCCUGGAAAUUACCUGGAUUUUUUGGUACAACAUAAAAUUGACAGCCAGUUUAUAGGAUACACGAGGAAUGGAACUAAAGCAUAAACAACAAAAAUGUUCCUGCUUAUCAGUAUACAAUUUCUAGAUGCAGGGAUGUAGGAAAGAAGUGGGGUAUCUUUUUUAAACCAAUAAUGAUGUGUCAUCAAAUGAUACAAAUGAUAAGUAUUUUUCAAUUCAGAAAGCACACACACACACACACACACACACACAUAUAUAUAUAUAUAUAUAUAUAUAUAUAUAUCUCUGCUGAUCGAAUGACAAACUUUGUGCAAUGACAACUAAAUGUAAAUCAUUUAGAUGAUCAAACAUUUGGAUCAAUGAAAUGGCUUUAAUAAUUAAUAAUCCUUUUUGUGAUAUUUUUGAGAUUUUUUUUACAUUCUGUGAUAUGAAGUGUGAUACCGUUUUAUUACCUCUUAUAUUUUAUACCACUUACUCAUAUUAAACUUAUUUAUUAACAUAACUUGUCUAUUGUCUACUUCAUUGUUUAUGCUGUUCACAUAAAAAGUUAUUACAUGAUGGAAAGACAUUAUUGCAACUUUUAAAUGUUGCUAUUGUACAAUAGUACAAG